GUUCUUGAGUGUGGAGUCUGUGAAGAUGUAUUUUCUUUGCAAGGUGACAAAGUUCCCCGCCUGCUUUUGUGUGGCCAUACUGUCUGCCAUGACUGUCUUACCCGGCUUCCCCUUCAUGGCAGAGCAGUUCGUUGUCCUUUUGAUCGACAAGUUACUGAACUAGGAGAUUCUGGUGUCUGGGGCUUGAAAAAGAAUUUUGCUUUGUUGGAACUCUUGGAGCGGUUGCAGAAUGGACCUGCUGGGCAGUGUGGAACGACAGAAGAAGCCAUUGGUCUGUCUGGAGAGAGUAUCAUUCGUUGCGAUGAAGAUGAAGCCCAUGUUGCAUCUGUAUAUUGCACUGUUUGUGCCACUCACCUGUGUGCAGACUGUUCCCAGCUUACUCACUCUACAAAGACACUAGCGAAACACAGGCGUGUACCUCUUGCUGAUAAGCCUCAUGAGAAGACCAUGUGCUCCCAACAUCAAGUGCAUGCCAUUGAGUUUGUUUGUUUAGAAGAGGGCUGUCAGGCGAGUCCUCUUAUGUGUUGUGUCUGCAAAGAAUACGGGAAGCAUCAAGGUCAUAAGCAUUCUGUCUUGGAACCAGAAGCAAACCAGAUUCGUGCAUCCAUUUUAGACAUGGCCCACUGUAUAAGAACUUUCACAGAAGAAAUCUCAGAUUAUUCCAGAAAAUUAGUUGGAAUUGUUCAGCACAUAGAAGGAGGAGAACAAAUAGUUGAAGAUGGAGUUGGAAUGGCCCAUACUGAACAUGUACCAGGGACUGCAGAGAACGCUCGCUCAUGUGUCCGAGCCUAUUUUUCUGAUCUUCAUGAAACCCUUUGUCGUCAGGAGGAAAUGGCUCUUAGUGUUGUUGAUGCUCAUGUGAGAGAGAAGUUGAUUUGGCUUAGGCAACAGCAAGAAGACAUGACCAUCCUCUUGUCACAAGUUUCAACAGCUUGCCUUCAUUGUGAAAAGACUUUACAACAGGAUGACUGCAGAGUAGUGUUGGCCAAACAGGAAAUCACAAGAUUGCUAGAGACAUUACAGAAACAGCAGCAGCAGUUUACGGAACUUGCAGAUCACGUACAGCUGGAUGCUAGCAUACCUGUCACUUUUACAAAGGACAACAGGGUACAUAUUGGACCAAAAAUGGAAAUUCGGGUUGUCACUCUGGGAUUAGACGGAGCUGGCAAAACAACUAUUUUGUUUAAGUUAAAGCAAGAUGAAUUCAUGCAGCCAAUUCCAACAAUAGGUUUUAAUGUUGAAACAGUGGAGUACAAGAAUUUGAAGUUUACUAUUUGGGAUGUAGGAGGGAAGCACAAAUUGAGGCCCUUGUGGAAACACUAUUAUCUCAAUACACAAGCGGUGGUGUUUGUUGUUGAUAGCAGUCACAGAGACAGGGUCAGUGAAGCACACAGUGAACUUGCAAAAUUAUUAACAGAGAAGGAAUUGCGCGAUGCCUUGCUCUUGAUCUUUGCUAAUAAACAGGAUGUAGCAGGUGCACUUUCAGUAGAAGAAAUCACAGAACUGCUGAGUCUUCACAAGCUCUGCUGUGGCCGUAGCUGGUAUAUUCAGGGUUGUGAUGCCCGAAGUGGUACAGGACUUUAUGAAGGAUUGGACUGGCUUUCAAGGCAGCUAGUGGCUGCCGGUGUACUUGAUGUGGCUUAAUUUCACAGUAGAUGCAAUUCAAGGUUGUCGUUUACUGUUUUGUUUUAUUUGCACGAUUUAGGAUGUUGUAGCCAGCUCUGCUGUAUGAAAGGGGACUUUAUUUAACUUGGUGGUUACAGAAAAAUACAAGCCUUUAUCCUAGAUUGGAUAAUUG
This is a messenger RNA of Leptosomus discolor (cuckoo roller), 1798 nucleotides long. NCBI's taxonomy places the organism in Eukaryota, Metazoa, Chordata, Aves, Leptosomiformes, Leptosomidae. The record is from RefSeq and is a predicted model, not a curated record.